Centruroides sculpturatus (bark scorpion) is the source of this 1296-nucleotide messenger RNA. Its product is annotated as multidrug resistance-associated protein 4-like. Bases 138 to 1175 code for a protein of 345 amino acids. Gene Ontology annotation, cellular component: membrane. Gene Ontology annotation, biological process: transmembrane transport. The record is from RefSeq and is a predicted model, not a curated record. Gene Ontology annotation, molecular function: ABC-type transporter activity; ATP binding. NCBI's taxonomy places the organism in Eukaryota, Metazoa, Arthropoda, Arachnida, Scorpiones, Buthidae. The transcript is spliced from 8 exons.
CUGUUGGUGUUUUCUCUCGUAUAUUUUUCUGAGAAUGGAACCAGGAAUUGCAGAAGAAGAAUUCGAGCAUACUGAAAGCUUUAUUACGUUUUGUUGGUUGGAAAUACUUAAUAAUUAUUCUACUUGUACUCAUUCAGAUGACAGCGUUAGUUGCCGGCCAAGCAUACUUCGUAGGAUUAAUAAUAAAUUAUUUUGAAAACAGAGAGGAACGGAAUCAAUACAACGUCUAUGCUACAGUUGCGGGAUUUUUUAUCCUACUUGCGAUAUAUUUCUGUAUAUAUGAUAUUAAUGCGUUCAUAACUGAAUUAUAUGGAAUGAAGUUAAAGAUAGCUUUCUGCACUCUUAUAUAUAGAAAGGCAAUUAGGUUAAGUCCUUCGUCUCUGGAAAGAUCGAAUGUGGGACAAAUGGUAAAUCUUCUAGCAAACGACGUCGGCAAAUUCCAAAAUAAAGUUAUCUCCCUAUCACUUUUAUUUAUAUCGCCUUUUUUCAUCAUUACUUCGAUAGCCAUGUUGUGGAAAUAUUAUGGAUGGACUAUUAUAAUUGGAUUCCUAGUCAUAUUUCUCUAUUUUCCUAUACAAAUUGCUUUGAGUAAACUAUAUUCUAAAUUGAGAUUACAAGCAGCUGUAUUGGGAGACGAAAGAUUGAAUCUGUUGAAUGAAAUGAUUGCUGAUAUGAGGUUAAUCAAGAUGUACACCUGGGAAUUGCCAUACGCCGCAUUAAUAGAAAAAAUCAGAGCGAAAGAAAUGAAAAAGAUUCGAAAGUUUUUGUACGCAAGCGGAAUAUCGUAUAUAUUGUCGUAUCCUAUAUCGAAAUUAUUUACUCUUUUCGCAUAUCUCGCUUUCGUUUUAAAUGGAGGACAAUUAAAUGCCGAAAUUAUAUUCGUCACAAUGACUUUUUCAAUGUAUGUCUGCAGCAACAUUGUUAUUCUGUUUUCUCAAGCAGUGGGAUUUGUUGCAGAAAUUUUGGUUUCGUUAAAAAGGAUACAGGAUUUUCUCCUCCUUCAAGAAAGAGAGAACAAUGCACUGAAAACUGUAGGAGAAAGAGAAAAUUCAACCGAAUACGAGAUACGAAUGGAUAGUGUUACAGCUGCGUGGAAAAAUGUAAGACAUGGCUUCAAAUUUAAUAUAAGUUCUGCAAUAAAAAUAAUGUUUUUUACGAUUUGUUUAACUCGAUAAUUUUAAAAUAGAUUAAUUAACAAUAAUAACAAUACUCAUCAAUUAGAAGGAUAAUAUAUGGUUUUUGUCCUUAAUUAGUUAUAUUAUGCUUGUGCUUACUUCAGAUAUUCUGGUGAAUUAA